AUGAGACAAAUACAAGUGAGCGUAGCAGAGAAACAUUCAAAAAUUCAAAAAGUAAACAGUUUGGAGCUCGAGGUAAAUAAGAUAAGGGAAGAAAUCGGUCGAGAUCGUCAGGAAAUCGAUAAAUUAAAACGAAACAUUCAAACGCGGCGGCAAGUUUUGCAAGAAUCUCUUGCCUACUUUAAAAAAUUUAAAUCUCAUCAACAAGCUUUAAUUACGAAAGACAUUGAUAAUACAAAAGAAAGGUGGCGGCAUGUACAUCAAGUACUUGCGCACUCAAGAAAAGUCUUGAUCGGUGAACUUGUUUCUUUGUUCGAUCUAAAAAGAAUACCAAUUCAGGAAAAUCAUAAAAUUAGAGAGAAUGGUGGUAUAUCAGAAAAUGGUCAUAAAUCAACAAAUGGCUUUAGUGAUGAUGAUUGUGAACAUGCAAUAGCUAGCAUAACUUUGCCAAAAAAAGCCCAUUACAUAAAUAGGAAAGAAAGUGAAAUAACAAAAAUCAAUACCGCCGUCGGGCACGUGAUGCAUAUGAUUGGAUUGAUCGCAUAUUAUCUUGGCAUAAAAUUGCCAUUUCUAGUAAUAAAUAAGGGCCAUAAGUCUUUUGCUAAGGGUUCAAUUCAUGGAAUUCCAAUAAGUAAAAGGCCUCUUUAUUUGGCUGAUCGUAAUUCUGAAGAUUUUACUAUAGGAAUGGCGAUGCUUAAUUACAAUAUCGCAUAUUUAUGUCAUACACAAGGUGUGGAUAUUCCUUAUCCCAGAGUAUCACAUACACUACAGAAUUUAUUUUUGUGUUGUCAGGCGGCAAAUCUUGGGCGGAUGGGUCACCUCACUGCUUUGAAUCGGAUUUUUGACCAAUCGUUCAAUUUAGAAUUUGAAGAGGUUGUAAAAUGGAUGUUUCUACGGAGAAAUGGGAAUGAUUUAGAAGAUGGUGAAUUAAGGUUUAAUAUACCGGGCGCUCUAUAUGAUUAUUUUGAAGAAGAUAUUGAUGAUGAUAAUGAAAAUGUGGAUGGGGAAACUUGGGUUCUUUGUGACACUGUAUAG
Molecule: messenger RNA, 1032 nt
Organism: Dentiscutata erythropus
Lineage: Eukaryota; Fungi; Glomeromycota; Glomeromycetes; Diversisporales; Gigasporaceae
Source: the annotation of a GenBank genome assembly